AUGGAUGCUUCCGGUUAUUCAAGGGGAGCUGAGUCGAUGAAGGAGUUUGUAGAGGCGAAUGUGGAGGUUAAUGUGGGUCCCAUUCAUCGACCCCCAGCUAUUUCCAAGAAAAUGAUGGCUGCUAUUGGUGGUGUAUUCUUGAUUUGGAGUCCAUUUUUGGUGAAAAAGAUUGUUUCUGGAGACACCCUUUUGCAUGAUAAGUAUAUGUGGAUGACCGGGUCGAUUUUCGUGUACUUUUUUAGUGUUUCAGGGACAAUGCAUAGUAUAAUUAGGAAAGUGCCGAUGUAUUUGGAGGAUAGGAAUGAUGCAGGGAAGAUGAUUUUCUUUUACCAAGCAUCUGGGAUGCAGUUAGGGACUGAAGGUUUUGCUGUUGGAUUCUUGUACAUAGUUGUUGGAUUGUUGUUGGCAUUUAUGACUCAUGUUUUGGUUUGUGUGAAGGACAGGGGAGCACAAAGGUUGUUGAUGGCUUUAGGGCUCAUCGUUUCGUUUUGGGCUGUAAAGAAGGUGAUUUACUUGGAUAAUUGGAAGACUGGCUACGGUAUUCAUGCUUAUUGGCCUUCAAGUUGGAUGUGA
Messenger RNA from Nicotiana tabacum (common tobacco), 573 nucleotides. Its product is annotated as putative dolichyl-diphosphooligosaccharide--protein glycosyltransferase subunit 3B. NCBI's taxonomy places the organism in Eukaryota, Viridiplantae, Streptophyta, Magnoliopsida, Solanales, Solanaceae. The record is from RefSeq and is a predicted model, not a curated record. Gene Ontology annotation, cellular component: oligosaccharyltransferase complex.